GACGGAGGAGCUGCAGUUGUAAGCUCUCUCUCUUGGUUCUUUCUUUUUGAAAGCCUAGUGUUCAUCUAAGCAUGGUAUUGGCAUUACUGAUUAAGCAGGGAAUUCUGGCGCUUGUUUUAAUGCCAUGGCUUUCACUCGCCAUGGAUGUUCCCUACAUUAGGCAAUUGGCCGCUCAGUAUAAUUUGUCAUGCCUUUUAGUGUUUGGAGAUUCAAGUGUUGAUCCUGGGAACAACAAUGCUCUUCCCACCCUGAUGAAAAGCAACUUCCCUCCUUAUGGGAAGGACUUCUUCAAUGGCCACCCAACAGGAAGGUUUAGUAAUGGCAGGCUUGCCUCAGAUUUCAUUGCUGAGGCGGUAGGUUACAGAAAAAUAGUCCCAGCAUUUCUAGACCCAAAUCUGAAGCCAUCAGAUCUUCCACAUGGGGUUAGUUUUGCAUCAGCAGCAACAGGUUACGAUGAUUUUACUGCCAAUAUUUCGAGCGUCCUGGCAGUAUCAAAACAGCUAGAGUAUUUUAAGCAUUACAAGAUCCAUCUGAGAGAACUAGUGGGUGCAGAAAGAGCAGAAUUCAUAGUAAGAAAUGCCCUUUACAUAGUCAGUAUGGGCACAAACGAUUUCCUGCAGAACUACUUCUUGGAUCCUACUCGCCCUAAUCAAUUCAGCAUGCCACAAUUCCAGAAUUUCUUGCUCUCCCGCUUUUCUCAUGCCAUUGAGGCAAUGCAUAGGCUAGGAGCAAAUAGAAUUGUCGUGGUAGGGGUGCCACCAAUGGGAUGCAUUCCACUGAUGAAAGCGUUGCAGAAUAAGAAAAACUGUGUGGCAAGCUUGAAUAAAAUAGCUUACUCAUUCAACGCAAGACUAUUGCGCCAACUGGCCACCUUGAAGGCAAAACUGGGCAUAAAAACUGCCUAUGUUGAUGUCUAUAACUCUAUGCUCAAUGCUGUUUUGGACCCCAAAAAACACGGUUUUGAGGAAGGAUCAAAGGGAUGUUGUGGGACAGGGACAGUGGAAUAUGGGGAAUCAUGCAGAGGAAUGGAGACAUGUUCAGAUCCAACCAAAUACGUAUUCUGGGAUGCUGUUCAUCCCACAGAGAUGAUGUACAACGUUGUUGCUGGUGCAGCUAUUCAUUCUGUCGCUAGAGAACUCACUUCAUAGUUCAUAGUCUCCACUGUUUCUUUUAUAUUAUCAGGCAAAUGCACUCUUUUUUCUUUCUCCUUGUCCCUGAAAUAUCGUAUGAUCAAGGUUCAAGUUUAGGAAAACUGCACCAGCAGAUCAAAGACAUGUGAAAAAGUUGGGUUACAAGUUUUAAAUGCCACAAUCACCGGUUAAGAUUGUUUAACGUGCGGUUUACAAUAUUGCUUCAACUUUGUUAGAUUGUUUUGCGGACUCACUGCUUUGUUUGAGUGCUACGAAACAGAAGAAUAAUCUCAUGGAACUUUAAUAAUAAUGAUCUUGUUUUCGUGCCUACAA
Neltuma alba is the source of this 1463-nucleotide messenger RNA. RefSeq names its product GDSL esterase/lipase At5g45950. Bases 72 to 1148 code for a protein of 358 amino acids. The transcript has 5 exons. The record is from RefSeq and is a predicted model, not a curated record. NCBI's taxonomy places the organism in Eukaryota, Viridiplantae, Streptophyta, Magnoliopsida, Fabales, Fabaceae. Gene Ontology annotation, molecular function: hydrolase activity, acting on ester bonds.